This is a messenger RNA of Coregonus clupeaformis (lake whitefish), 1825 nucleotides long. It is a transcript of the gene htra1b, whose product is annotated as HtrA serine peptidase 1b. Lineage: Eukaryota; Metazoa; Chordata; Actinopteri; Salmoniformes; Salmonidae. The transcript is spliced from 9 exons. Gene Ontology annotation, molecular function: protein binding; serine-type endopeptidase activity. Gene Ontology annotation, cellular component: extracellular region. Gene Ontology annotation, biological process: programmed cell death; positive regulation of apoptotic process; proteolysis. The record is from RefSeq and is a predicted model, not a curated record. The coding region runs from base 82 to 1617 and encodes 511 amino acids.
UGACAGCAGUAGACCAACGAAGCUCACUUUAGUGAAAAGCGGCUGACAUUUAUUUUCACAUUUAUGUAACGUUUAUUAUUUAUGCAGAUAAAACAUAUUUUGGUAGAAACUUUUGAAAAUACGUUUUUUGACAACUUUGUUAAUUUUUUGAUAAUUAAAUUUUUAACAAUGUUUUGGUCCGUCAUCUGCGCAACUUUUCUCAUUUCUCCUUUAGUUUGCGAGGCAAGAACCAAGCGAUAUGUCAUCGGCUGUCCAGAUAAAUGUGACAAAUCUCUAUGUCCCCCGAUCCCUGCGGACUGCCUGGCCGGCGACAUACUUGACCAAUGCGACUGUUGUCCGGUCUGUGCGUCCGAAGAGGGUGAGGCAUGCGGCGGCACGGGGAGAUUAGGGGACCCGGAGUGCGGAGAGGGCAUGGAAUGCUCGAUCACGGACGGAAUUGGGGUGUCCGCCACAGUGAGGCGUCGGGGCAAAAGCGGUGUGUGCGUCUGUAAAGGUUCGGACCCGGUGUGCGGCAGUGACGGGGUGUCCUACCAAAACAUCUGCGAACUGAAGAGAGUGAGUAAUCGGGCUCUGAAGCUGCAGCAGCCACCAGUCAUCUUCAUACAGAGAGGAACCUGUGGCAAAGGCCAGGAGAAUCCAGACAGUCUGCGCCACAGAUACAACUUUAUCGCUGAUGUGGUUGAGAAGAUUGCUCCUGCUGUGGUUCAUAUUGAACUGUACCGAAAGAUGGUGUUCUCUAAGCGGGAGGUGGCAGUGGCCAGCGGCUCUGGCUUCGUGGUGUCGGAGGACGGCCUGAUCGUGACCAAUGCCCACGUGGUGGCCAAUAAGCACCGGGUGAAGGUGGAGCUGAAGAGUGGCGCCACCUUCGACGCCAAGAUUAAAGAUGUGGACGAGAAGGCCGACAUCGCCCUCAUCAAGAUCGACGUCCCGAUGAAGCUGCCGGUGCUGCUGCUGGGUCGUUCAGCUGACCUGAGGCCUGGUGAGUUUGUGGUGGCCAUCGGCAGCCCCUUCUCCCUGCAGAACACGGUCACCACAGGUGUCGUCAGCACCACCCAGAGAGGAGGCAAGGAGCUGGGCCUGAGGAACUCUGAUAUGGAUUACAUCCAGACGGACGCUAUCAUCAACUAUGGGAACUCUGGCGGACCACUGGUCAAUCUGGACGGAGAGGUGAUUGGGAUCAACACACUGAAGGUGACAGCAGGAAUCUCCUUCGCCAUCCCCUCAGACAAGAUCCGUCAGUUCCUGGCAGAGUCCCAUGACAGACAAUCUAAAGGUACAGAUUACCAAUCUAAAGGUAAAUUAUCAUCAAGUAAGAAAUAUAUUGGUGUGAGGAUGAUGACUCUCACUCCAAUGCUUGCAAAGGAGCUGAAGGAGAGACAAUCAGACUUCCCCGAUGUUACCUCAGGGGCAUACGUCAUCGAGGUCAUCCCAAAAACACCAGCUGAGACAGGUGGCCUGCAGGAGAGUGAUGUCAUAAUCACCAUCAACAGCCAGCGAAUCACCUCGGCCAGUGAUGUCAGCAGCUCCAUCAAGAGGGAAGACACGAUGCGGAUGGUAGUCCGGCGGGGAAACGAGGACAUCAUGCUCACCGUCGUCCCAGAGGAGAUUGACCCUUGACCUCUCAGCAACCACGAACUGGUUCUCAGUGUUGAAAACCACGGACCUUAAACCAGGUGUGUCUGGAGCCACACCCUACCUUAGAACCUGUAACUACUAGUGUGUGUGUCUCCCCCACCCACCUCAAACUACCGAGGCCUGAGAGGCCCACACCUAACCCACUGGGAGCUCAAACACGUCCAGGGCAAUAAAGACAUAUUUUAGCAUC